GCCGGGCCGGGCGGGGCGGCGGGAUCAGGCGGCUGAGGCCGGUCAGAAUCUCAUUUUCAGCUCCUGUCAAAGCCAGUAGCAGUUGGGAAAGAAAGCUGUGCUCUUUGCAGACCCCUGCAGGUGUUGGCUGACCUUGAAGAACAGGAUGGACCUGGACGUGGUGAACAUGUUUGUGAUCGCAGGCGGGACGCUGGCCAUCCCCAUCUUGGCAUUUGUAGCCUCCUUUCUCCUGUGGCCUUCGGCACUGAUAAGAAUCUAUUAUUGGUACUGGCGGAGGACGUUGGGCAUGCAGGUCCGCUACGUGCACCAUGAAGACUAUCAGUUCUGUUACUCCUUCCGGGGCAGACCGGGGCACAAGCCGUCCAUCCUCAUGCUCCACGGAUUCUCUGCGCACAAGGACAUGUGGCUCAGUGUGGUCAAGUUCCUGCCAAAGAACCUGCACUUGGUCUGCGUGGACAUGCCAGGACACGAGGGCACCACUCGCUCCUCCCUGGAUGACCUGUCCAUAGAUGGGCAAGUCAAGAGGAUACAUCAGUUUGUGGAAUGCCUUAAGCUGAACAAAAAACCCUUCCACCUGAUAGGCACCUCCAUGGGCGGCCACGUGGCUGGAGUGUACGCGGCCUACUACCCAUCGGAUAUCUCCAGCCUGUGUCUCGUGUGCCCUGCUGGUUUGCAGUAUUCAACUGAUAAUCAGUUUGUACAACGACUCAAAGAACUGCAGGACUCGGCCGCCAUGCAGAAGAUUCCCUUGAUCCCGUCUACCCCAGAAGAGAUGAGUGAAAUGCUCCAGCUCUGCUCCUAUGUCCGCUUCAAGGUGCCCCAGCAGAUCCUGCAAGGCCUUGUCGAUGUCCGCAUCCCUCAUAACAACUUCUACAGAAAGUUGUUUUUAGAAAUCGUCAAUGAAAAGUCCAGAUAUUCUCUUCAUCAGAACAUGGACAAGAUCAAGGUCCCGACACAGAUCAUCUGGGGGAAACAGGACCAGGUCCUCGAUGUGUCUGGGGCAGACAUGUUGGCCAAGUCGAUCGCCAACUGCCAAGUGGAGCUUCUAGAAAACUGCGGGCACUCGGUGGUGAUGGAGAGACCCAGGAAGACGGCCAAGCUCAUCAUCGACUUUUUCACUUCUGUGCAUAACGCAGACAACAACAAGAAGCUGGACUGAAGCCCUGGCCUGCAGCCCGCAUCCGGCACUCGGCAUCCACUCCCGUCCCCAGAACCUGACGCGGCCACCACUCUCAGGGAUCCUGCCCCAAAUGCGGUCGGAGCGCCAGUGUCCCUGAGGAAUCCAGUCCCCUUUUCCCAGUAUCCUUGGAUCCACAGAGCUUCAGGGGCCACAAGGAAACUCUCCAAGAUCUUUUUCCCAAAAUGGAAACUAACAUGGAACAAAAUCAGAACACCCAGCCAUGAAGUCUCCUGAGAAUUCUUCAGGUUCGAAGAGGCCAUCUGGGACCAUUGUCAUCCAGGACGUUUUCUUUAGGAGGUUCCUCAUACUGGGACUCGAGAGAGAUUUGUUGCUUCAGAUAUAUUCCCCUGCAUGGUCAGUGGCUUCUGUAGGAGAAUUAGUCCUCAUUCACCGAACCCUCUUGUCUAGGUCUAAGAUAAGGUGUUGCACAGGGGCCCAUCUGUGAAUGUGCCCAUGAGCCACAAGAUCAGGGAGGAAAAUGGCAUGUGCAGAGAGCCACAGCUCCAGCUUGGCCGGCCCUCAGAACUGCCUGAGCAGCAGAACAACAGGUGGGUGGUUUGUUUGGCACCCAUGAGCAGGUAUGCAGGGAGUGAACCCAGAAGAGUCGCAGAAGGAAGAGCACCUGGUAGGGUGGGUUUCUUAGAUAUAAUUUAUUAUUUCCAAAAAUAGGACUAAUAAAGCAAUAAUGUUCUAAACAUCUAUCUAAAUAAUCAGACCCGAGUUCCACCCACAAGCGACUUGUGAGCCUCUUUUCUAUUUUGCUGUGCUACUGAAAACCCUUGGAUGUAAAAUACUAGUUUGUUAAUGAAUUCUGUGAAUUCUGUGAACAGUAACGUGAUUGAAAAUUGAGUCUAAACAGCUGUAAAAGUGACCACAAUGAUGUGAAAUAAAUAAGUCUAGAUCAGCUGCU
Messenger RNA from Marmota flaviventris (yellow-bellied marmot), 2090 nucleotides. It is a transcript of the gene Abhd6, whose product is annotated as abhydrolase domain containing 6, acylglycerol lipase. Gene Ontology annotation, cellular component: membrane; AMPA glutamate receptor complex. Gene Ontology annotation, biological process: acylglycerol catabolic process. Lineage: Eukaryota; Metazoa; Chordata; Mammalia; Rodentia; Sciuridae. Gene Ontology annotation, molecular function: monoacylglycerol lipase activity. The record is from RefSeq and is a predicted model, not a curated record.